GGCACUCCCCCUCCUUCGGUGCCUACUCUGACAUCGAGGUCCCUCCUGCGUUGAAAUCCUGUUGAAUUCGCCACGAAGGAAAGAAGACGAAAAAAACAAACAAACAAACAUGCAGGUGGACCUCAGUUUAAAGACCAGCUUGUGGGCGUGCCUGUGGGCGUGUGCGUGGGCGGCCGGCAUUCGCUCCUCUGACCCGAACCUGCAGAUCGUGGGGGAGCCGCAACUGGAUCCAGACACUGUGCCUAUGGUGCCCCUCGGGAAUCCGGAUACUAUGGAGAACGAUAUUCCAGGAGCUCCCUUAAGUCCGAAAGAUUUUGAAAACAGCGCCCACAUGAUCCACGAAGCGAUCGACACCCACCAGCAGCCCGACCCCAUAGAACUGGCCGGACUCUAUCAGGGGGACAUCAUCCUCAGCCCGAGAGAUCCUAGCUAUCCUGCCAUGAACGAUGCCAAACCAGUGUUCCUGAGAAAUGCCAUGGUGGACAUGAGUCGACGGUGGCCCAAUGGGGUUAUUCCUUACGUCAUUUCCUCCUCGUAUAAUACAAAUGAGCGAGCCACCAUCGCCAUGGCCAUCGCUCAAUACCACGAGAAAACCUGCCUACGUUUAGUGCCGAGGACUAUCGAGAGAGACUACAUACACAUACUUAAGGGCGACGGGUGUUCCAGCUCAGUGGGCCGAGUGGGAGGUGCCCAGAAAGUCUCUCUCGGUCCAGGCUGUCUCUACGUGGGGAUUGUCAUGCACGAACUCAUGCACGUGGCAGGCUUCUGGCAUGAGCAGUCACGUGCAGACCGGGACAACUUCAUUACCAUUAAUAAGCUGAACGUACAACACGGGAUGUGGUACAAUUUCGAGAAGUAUUCUUGGGACAAAAUACAAACCCUUGGCGUUGGGUACGAUACAGGCUCCAUCAUGCACUACGGCCCAUAUGCUUUCGCCAAGGACAGGUCUCUGCCGACGAUCAUCCCGAGGCAGACGGGCGUCGAAAUUGGGCAGAGGAUAGGAUUUUCGACGAAAGAUAUUCUAAAACUUCAAAAAAUGUACAACUGCGUGAACGGAAGCACGGAUACGGUCGUCACAACCUCUGCACCGAUCACAACCCCAGCGCCAGACCAAUGCGAAGACACGAGUGAGUACUGCACGACCUGGUCUGACCUCGGCGAGUGUGAGAAGAACCCCACGUGGAUGUCUGUCAAUUGUCGCAAAGCCUGUCGACAAUGCGGUGGUGCCACAGGUAAGGAGUGCCAAGAUAACAACAGCUACUGUGCCUUUUGGUCCGAGAGUGGCGAAUGCACCAAGAAUGCGGCUUAUAUGACGGUGUUCUGCAAACUGUCAUGUGGAGUUUGUCACAAAGAAGAGGACUACACCCCGAAGUGCGAAGACAAGCACAAGUACUGCAGCGCCUGGCACGAGGCUGGCCAGUGCCGUGCCAACCCCAACUACAUGCUGAUCUACUGCAAGAAAUCGUGCAAGCAAUGCUGAGCUCCGGGGAAUUCCUUCGCUGUGGAUUGGGAUUGGUGGAGAUUAAUGGAUUGGUGGCUGGAUUGAUAGGUUGUGUAGGUGGGAAGAAGCUUGGGUAAGUUGUUAGGGAUAUAUCACACACACAGACACACACACAAGCACACACACACACACACACACACAUACACACACACACACACACACACACACACACACACACACACACACACACACACACACACACACACACACAGACACACACACACACACACACACACACACACACACACACACACACACACACA
Molecule: messenger RNA, 1764 nt
Organism: Penaeus indicus
Lineage: Eukaryota; Metazoa; Arthropoda; Malacostraca; Decapoda; Penaeidae
Product: hatching enzyme 1.2-like
Exons: 12
Coding region: 110-1480 (456 amino acids)
Biological process (GO): proteolysis
Molecular function (GO): zinc ion binding; metalloendopeptidase activity
Source: RefSeq, a predicted model, not a curated record